AUGCCUGAGAUGGAGUCUAUUGCGGCUGCGGACAUGGAAUGGCUCGUGGCACACUUCGGUCCCAACCUGGAGACACGGUACCUGCUCUACCGGCCGCAGAUGGUGCAAGCGCUGAGGCGGUGUGUGGACUUCGGGUUGGAGGUCCGUCCAGGCACUCCCCUCCACAUCCAGUGCAGGCGUCCUUCCACCGGCUCCUCGGAGAGGGCAGAGGUGGAGAGCAACGCAGGCGAGUCCCUGUGGCGCCUACCCACUGGUGAGCAGCCGAGGCCUAAGACAUCAUCGUGGCCACUGGAGCUCACAGCAGCCUUGAAGGAGCAGGAGCAGCAGGACGGCUACCGCGCCGCCUCCGCCUCGACCACGGCCUCAGAGGAGGGCGAGGCUCCCAGGUCGGAGUGGGGCUUCGCCCGGCUGCACGGCCCAGGGCCCAAGGGCAAGCAGCGGCCGGUGCCUGGCUGCUGGGGCUACGAGCGGUGGCACGGCCCCACCGGCCGCUUCGACAAGCCCGGGAACAUGAGCCCUGCCUUCUCCACGGGGGGAAACCCCACCUUCAACUCUAGCCGCUUGGCCUUGACGCUGGGCGCCGUCAACAGCAAUGAGCCGUACCAGGAUCCAGGCCUUUGCUGGGCAGAGAGUAGCUGCGGGCUCUUCACCAGCCUGUCGCCCAGGCCUGCGACCAAAGUCCCAGGCUGCAGGGCCUUCCUGGACACUCCGGAGGCCGACCACGCGGAGUAUUUGCAGAAUGUCAAGGACUUCAAGCACGCCCUGACGCUCCGCCGCGGAGCCCCGCUCUUGGAUGGGCCCGACGACCUCAGCACGGGCGACGGGUGGUCGCUGGCAUCCCAGGUUUGGAACGGGCCGAAGGCUGAGGCCGAUGCAUCCCAAGGUCCGCUGCGCAAGCAGCGGAGAGCGGACCGGCGCCAAAGGGACGCCGCUGCUGGGCUCCUCGAGGAGCUCCUCGAGGAGCGCAAGGCCCUCAGCGCAGCUUUGGGCUUGGCCACCUUCGCCGGGCUCGGCGGCCUCCUGUGGCGCUGGAGGACACAUCGUGCUCAAUCGCUGAGACGCCCGUUUGUCCUGAAGGACCUCACUGCUGGUGAGACCGUGGAGGACCCGCUCUCGGAGCUCACGAAGGUGGUGAGCUGGCUGCAGGACGAGAUCAUCCGACCCUUGGAUGCUCGUUUGCCAGGCAAACCCUUUGAGCACGACCUGCUGGCCUUCCCCUUCACGCCCAUGGUCUUGGUGGUUGGCAACCACUCGGCUGGAAAGUCCACCUUCAUCAAUCGGCUGCUCGGCAUUAGCGUGCAGGAGACCGGCGUUGCCCCCACCGACGACGGCUUCACAGUCUUGCAGCGGCAUCCGACGCAAAACGAGGUGGAGGAUGGGCCCACAUUGCUCAGCUGCCCCGAGAAUCGGCCCUUCAAGGAGCUGCAGCGGUUUGGGCAGCCUUUCUGGGGCCACUUCCGGCGGAAGAAGCUGCAGCUGCCAGAGGAUAGCAUGAUGCCCUACGGCCUUCAAAUUGUGGACACCCCCGGAAUGAUUGACAUGCCCGUGAAGUCCGAGUCCAUGGCUGGCGGACGAGGCUACAACUUCCUCGAGGUGGUCCGCUGGUUCGCCAAGCGUGCGGACCUGAUCCUUUUGCUCUUUGACCCCGACAGGCCGGGCACCACGGGGGAGUCCCUGGAUGUGCUGACUCGCUCCAUGGCAGGCUUGGACCACAAGUUCGUCAUCAUCCUCAACAAGGUGGACCAGCUGGACAGCAGCGUGGACUUCGCGCGCGCCUACGGCACCCUGGGCUGGGCCCUCUCCAAGGUCAUCCCGAGGAAGGAUAUCCCCCAGAUCUACACGAUGUACAAUGCUGGCGUGGAGCAUGCCGAGAACGGGGUGCGGCAACACAAGCUCCCGCUGGAGGCCUUCCGGCAGAAGCGGCAGGAGGUGGUGCAGGAGGUGCUGCGCGCGCGCACCCGGCACUGGGACAACGUGAUCACGGCAACGGAGGACACCAUGCGCCAGCUGGAGAUGGUGUGCACCGUCGCCAUGGCGGUGCGGAAGCGGGUCCGGAAGCAGCGCAACGACGUUAUGUCCUGGUCCCUUAGCUUACUAGGCAUCCCCGGCCUUGUGGCGGGCAAGAUCCUGCACGACAAGUGGCCAGGAAACCGCUCGCUUCAGGGAGGCUUUUGGUCGGCCUUUGCCUUGCUGGGCUUCGGCGUGACACGCUUCGUCUUCGAGUACAUGCGCCAGUACGAGAAGUUCCAGGUCUCCGAGCUGGACAGCUACUUCGAGGAGGCCUAUGCCUGGUACUUCAUCCACAUCGACGCGGAGGACUUCCGGAACCGCUGGGCCACGGUGCGGCCGCGGGUGGCAAACAUUUUGAAGGCAGCCUCCGCCGUUGCCUCCUUGCCCUUCAUCGGCGACUGGGAGAUUCGUAGGAUUGAGGAGUGCUUGGAGAAGGAUGUUUGGUAUCUUAGGCGUGGCCGCGUGCUCACAGAGCAGUUGCAUCUCCAGCUCGUCUGCUUUCAAAGAGUGGGCGUAGGCCAAAAGUACUUAGAGCUUGAGCCCAGAGGACGCGUCCAUGGCGCUGCCGUUAGCUUCGACUCGGCCUUGGCGAUUAGGCCGCCACCAGACGUUGACGCUGACCAGGUCAGCAAGGCGGUGCAGCGCCUGAAGCGGCGCCGGGAGAUGGAGCUGGGGCCCACGGAGGACCUCUCGGAGCAGGCGAAUUUGCUGCUUGGCAAUGGCGCGCGCAAGGUGCCUCGGUGUGGGGACUGCUCCCGGCCCCUGGAGCCGGAGGUAGCGGCCUGCGGCCGACAGCUCUGCGUGCGCUGCGCCGGGCCCGUGCGGGCGAAGGCCGCGCUGGCGGCGGCGCCGGAGGCGGAGGAAGUGAGCGGCUCGAGCUCCAGCGAGGUCUCGCCGGAGCCGGAGGCGAGCAGCGAGCCGCCGAGGAAGAAGGCGACCCUCGUCCCGCGGAAAGAGGAGCCGGAGCCGGGAAAGCCGAACAGAGGCCGCCCCACGCUGCAGAAGCGCAAGUCCUUCGAGGAGAAGGCCGAGGAGGCGGCUUCGCGGCUCCAGGCGAAGCUGGACAAGUUUAAGAAAGAGCAGGAGCAAAAGAUGAUUCAGGAGGAGGUGUCAAAGAUGAAGCGCUUAGUGAAGAAAGAGAAGAAGGAGAAGAAGAGCGAGAAGGAGCCCAAGCUAAAAGGGAAGAAGAAGAGCAAGAAGUGCUCGUCUGAGUGA
Messenger RNA from Effrenium voratum, 3225 nucleotides. NCBI's taxonomy places the organism in Eukaryota, Dinophyceae, Suessiales, Symbiodiniaceae. The record is from the annotation of a GenBank genome assembly.